Messenger RNA from Salvelinus fontinalis (brook trout), 3578 nucleotides. RefSeq lists its product as uncharacterized. The transcript has 6 exons. NCBI's taxonomy places the organism in Eukaryota, Metazoa, Chordata, Actinopteri, Salmoniformes, Salmonidae. The coding region runs from base 906 to 1583 and encodes 225 amino acids. The record is from RefSeq and is a predicted model, not a curated record.
ACCAAUUCAGUUUGUCCGUGAUGUGUACACCGAGGAACUUAAAACUUUCCACCUUCUCCACUACUGACCCGUCGAUGUGGAUAGGGGGGUGCACCCUCUGCUGUUUCCUGAAGUCCACAAUCAUCUCCUUUGUUUUGUUGACGUUGAGUGUGAGGUUAUUUUCCUGACACCACACUCCGAGGGCCCUCACCUCCUCCCUGUAGGCCGUCUCGUCGUUGUUGGUAAUCAAGCCUACCACUGUAGUGUCGUCCGCACACUUGAUGAUUGAGUUGGAGGCGUGCAUGGCCACGCAGUCGUGGGUGAACAGGGAGUACAGGAGAGGAUUUAUGUUUUGUUUAUUUGUUUUUUGCUGAAUGACAUUGCGAAUAUAAUAAUUUUUGUAAUUUAACUACCGGUAUGUAUCUAAUCCGGUUUCGGCAUGAGAAAAUAUUAAUCCCAAAUUCCCGCAAAAAUUUGCGCACUAACGGAUACUGGGCAAUAGAAAUCAGAGAGCCGGUCACGAAUGCGGAGCCACUCCCAAAAAUAACAAGAUGUUUGUGACACAUUCAUGCGUUCCAAUUUGUCAUAAUUGUCUGUAGGUUCUAAAUUGUCUAUCAGCUUGGCUGUCCUUCAGAAAGUAGCUAAUACUUGUACUCUACAGCUGUAUUUUCCUACAGUUAAUAAUAAUACUAGCAACAAAACAGAUUUAAUUCCUUAAAAUGAUAUUGCCAGAUGGAAGAAAAUAACAAGCUUGAGAGAUCAUCCCGGACUUUGCCCCCUCUGCUGUAGCUGAGACGUCCCUGGGAGACAUAGUCUUAUUGUUCUAUGAUGUUUCUGACACUGAGACAGUCAGAGCCUUGUCCCAGUCUCUAGACCUGCCUGUCUGUGUGGUGGAUGACCUCCUGCCCUCUGAAGCUGUCAAUGAGAUGGAACAGAGCAAUUCUGCCAGGAGCAGAGCAACCUCAGUGACGGAAACCACAGAAGAGGGAAAGCUCAACAGUGUGGAAGAUCUGACACUUAUGGACUUCCUUCAAAACCUAACUGAGAAGCAAUGGAGGGGGAUUCGUGAGGGCAUGUUUGACCCGCUGACAAAACAACAGCUUGCCGGCUUGUGUCUGAGGAUUGAUCAGUUUUUAUCGGACAAGCUGAUGCAGAUCAUCAUCCCAGGUCUUUACGAACUACUGGGCAUCCAAGAUGCUGCCUCCUCUCAAUUGUCACAGAGAUCUCUCACAGCGUCACUCACCAGCCUGUUAGACGAUAAGGCUAACACCAAGUCCCGAGUGAGAUUUACUGAGGCUGGUGUACCUAAGAGGCCAGGCAGUCGAAAGUCUUACAAUAGCUUUCGCAUCCCGACUCCCUACCCUUCCUCCAACUGUAUGGAGCAAAAAGAGGAAGAAGAGCAGGAAUCACAACAACUUAAGUUCAAGGAGUUUUACCUGACUAAGGAGAUGGGCAGUCUGGGCAGUGGAAGCUACCUGCCCAAGGGGGCCAUGAGGUAUGUUCUUAAAGGGAAAUGUAACAACUUCAUAUUCAUCUCCAGCAUCACCAUAUGUGAAAAUUACACAUUUCCCUGCUUUGUAGUAAAAAAAGAUAUAGGAACGUAACUGUUUCCAAUAGUGCUGAGAGAUUAGUGCUUUUUGAGGUUGAUUUGGUUUCGAUUCAAAUAUUUAAAAAAUAAUCACGGUUUUCGAUUUCAAUAAUUUUUUUAGAUAUUGAAUGCACUAUGGAUUAUGUGGGUUCGAUGCUGUAACAACACAGAAUAAAAAUAUUAAUAAAAGUCCCAUUUGGGUAGUGACUGCCCAUUACUGCUUAUCACGUAUUAACCAUCAUUUACUUUCUCAUAAAAAAUAUUUAUUUGAUGACUUUAUUAUUUCAUUCCAAGUCAUCAACUCAUCUCUAUAGAGCUGCUGCCUAUGCUGUCUGACAAAAUCACUAUUUUAGUAGUUCUUCUAAGUAAAUAAGGCAUACUUUUAUGACUGCUGAAUACCAACUAUCAAUCACUUAGAUCAUGUAUUUCCAGGUAGGGAAACCUCGCAAAGCAACUGCUUUUUAUCGCUCUCAUGCAUUCUCUCAUCUCUCCGUCUCAGUCAAUGAGGUCUCCGUAUCUGCUCCACACAGAGUGGACAAAUAAACGGGCGUGCAAUGGAUUAUGGGAAUGAAUGACCAUAUUUUCUGUUCUAAACUAUGUAGAAUAUUGGCCUGUUGGAAACUACAACUCCCUACUACAUUGCAUAGUUCGUGCUUGAUCUGAUUUAUCUCUACAGAAACAGAGCAUCGAGCUCACAGAAGAAGAAACAAAUUAAAUAUAUGGAAUUCAAAUAAUUGAGCCGAAGUCGGUCAAUUAUUUGUUUAAAAACCGAAAAAUAACAAUAAUGUUGGUUAAAUGCUCAGCUCUAGAUUCUAAUGACAUCAUCAGUGUGCAUCGUGUGAUUUUAACCAAUUAUGAGUAGGUGUAACAGGGUUUUAUUGGUGAUUCCCCUUGCCACUUUAUUGUUAAGCCAAUGGGUUUUUGGUUUUAGUUUUGUCUUGCCGUCACCUACUCAACAUGGCAUCUUAUUGGCUGGUUUGCGUAGCUUGCUUACGAGGGAGGAUGUUUCAGUUAGAAUCGUCCCAUUGAACAAGCACCAAACCAGCGGUAAAUUGUUGGUUGUAAAGCACUGUACAUCAAAAGUGAUUUUUAUACUCCCAAGUGAUGAUUUAAAUGUACAAUUUAUAUACAUUUGUUUGUAAAUGUUAUUCGAACAUCACACAUAAGAUGCAGUGUUUUUUGGAGAAUAUUGGUUGUGCAUUUUGGUUGUAAAGAAUUCCCCCCAGUACUAGCUAGCAACUUACUGUGUCUGGUGGGGGGGGGUUCAUAUAUUUUGUACAGUGCGUGAGUGCAGAGUUGGAUGGUGAGCCGUGCAUUGCAUGACGUGCAAUUUUGUGCUGUUCCUAUCAGGCAAUGUAACAGUAUAAUUUUAUGGCGUCCCCUCGCCCCGACACGGGCGCGAACCAGGGACCUUCUGCACACAUCAACAACUGACACCCACGAAGCAGCGUUACCCAUCGCUCCACAAAAGCCGCGGCCCUUGCAGCGCAAGGGGAAACCCUACUUAAAGUCUCAGAGCAAGUGACGUAACUGAUUGAAAUGCUACUAGCGCGUACCCGCUAACUAGCUAGCCAUUUCACAUCCGUUACAUAGGCAUAGCCUACAAAUUGGUUGAUGAUGUCAUAGAAAACACUUAUCUUCCUCUUUCUUUUUUACUACAAAACAUAGAAAUGCCAAUUUUUCACAUAUGCUGAUGUUGGGGUGGUGCUGGAGAUGAUGAAUAUGAAGUUGAAACAUUUAGACAUUUCCCUUUAACAUUUCUUCAAACUGCCUUGUAUUUACGAUUGUCCUUGAAGUUAUUAGAAGUUACAGUAUUUGAAGUUUAUAGCAAUUUGGAUUUUGCAGAGGAUAGAUAUUGCCAGGAUAGAUAGAUAUCUACAGGCCAGUUUCAAUACAAAUUACUUUUACAAAAAACAUUUGAUUGGGCUUUAGAAAUGAAGCAGUUAGGCUGACAUCACACUAAGGUUUUUUUCUCAGAGAAACAGCAGUGUUUUCCUCAUUGUUUUCAAUG